Drosophila hydei is the source of this 2437-nucleotide messenger RNA. RefSeq lists its product as uncharacterized. Lineage: Eukaryota; Metazoa; Arthropoda; Insecta; Diptera; Drosophilidae. The transcript is spliced from 3 exons. The record is from RefSeq and is a predicted model, not a curated record. The coding region runs from base 657 to 2294 and encodes 545 amino acids.
GUGUUCGGGAAUAGUCGUUGGUUGUCACUUGAUCGCUCAUCGUUCACUUGUCGCCCGCUCUAUUCACUCACACACAUACACACAGACACAACCGUAGCUUGCACACACACGCACACAUACAGUUACAUGUAUGUUUGGCAGCCUGUCUCUUCGCUUGACUCCGUUUUGUUUUGCUCGUGCUCGUCCAGUUGCUGCUCGUGCCUCAAGCUCGCCGCGUCGCGUUUUCGCUCCACGCUCUCCCGCUCUCUCAAAAAUGCCGCUGCUGGGGCACAGCCAGGCCUAGACCCGUCCCGUUCAUCGACACACACAUAGCCAGCCAACCAGCCAGCCAAUUUUUCAAUUAAUUUCGGGCUACUCAAAAUAUUAUUUAGUCAUGGCUAUGCAAAUGUCACAGCCGCGCAACGGAAAUUAAAGAAACAAAAUCAAAGAACGCCAAAAAAAAAACAUAAAAAGAAAACAUAAAUAAAAGUUGCAUAGACUUCCCGGCACAAGGCAUUCAUUAUGUGAACCAUCCAUGGAACAUUGCGUUGCGGAGCAGACUUAGCCAGCCAGCAGCAGCAGCAGCAGCAGGUGCCACAGGGUCAUAGUCGAAGCGGAGGCAGAAGAAGCAGGAGCAAAGCGGAGACAGAGAAGGCUCACAACUAGCUGCACAGGAAAUGCUGAAGCACGCCUCGAAUGCGAGCAGCGCCACAGCCGCUGCGCCUGUCAGCGGACAGCUGCUGCGCACUGCCAACAACAGCAACGGCAACGGCAACGGCAACGGCAAUACCAACAACGCCAACAACAGCAAUUGCAAUGGCAACAACAACAGCAGCAGCAAUCCACCCCCAGUGGCGGUGGCAGCGGCAGCAGCAACCACCACCAACACAAUUGCAACUAGCCCCGUGCCAAACGGCGCAGCAGCGGCAACGGCAGCAACGGCUGGCGCUUCACCGACACCGGUGGCAGCUGCUGUUGCUAGCACGGCACGCAACAUACACCUGCGACCGCCGCAGCCGCUAAACAUAUCCGCGUUGAAUGCAUCCAAUUCUAUGCUGAACGGCGGUGUGCGAAGCGUGGCCAACGCAUCGACCCUGCUCAAUAUUGCCACGCAGGCGCCAAUGAAGCCGCUGACACCGCUCACGCCCAAUGGCAAUUGCAAUGGCAACAGUCUGCAUCAUCACACCUACACGAAUCAGCAUAUGUUGGCCAGCAGCAGCAGCAGCACACAUCAGCAGCAGCAGCCAACACUACACCUGCCCCAGCAUCCCCUAAACAACAAUAGCAACAACAACAAUAUCAACAACAUUAACAACAAUAUGCAUAAUUAUAGCCACUGCAACAGUUUGGGUAUCAACCCAAAUUCCGUGCUGCAGACGACUGUAAAGCCGACCAAACAUGGUCCAGGACCACGCGAAGUGCUGACAAGUUUAGGUUUGCUUUGCUUAGUUUCGCUGCUGCUGGCGCUGCUCUCGCUGAUCUUUCUGCUAAAGAUCUCGCCGAACAGCCGCGAAGAUGCGCUGACGCGCAGCAUCAGCAGCGACGAUUUUAUAAUCGUAUACGAUGUGACACUGGCACUAUGCGCUCUGUCCCUCUCAUUGAAUCUCUGCUGUCUGCUCGUCUGCGCCAUACAAUUUCUAUUUGCCGUCAAGCUGUUGCGCUCGCCCAUGUUUGAUGGCCGCGACAACAAGUACUUGGAAAAGUCGAGUGCUAGCAGAACGUGCGCUGUGAGUGGCUUCUUCAUCUCCAUACCAGUCUUUCUCACCGGCAUCAUAUUGUACACCUUCAACCACUUCCAUUCAACGCCAGCGAUCAUCACCAGCAUUCUGAUUGGCGUUGGCAUUGUUUUCUGUGGCGGUGCGAUGGUGCACAACGUUUUCGUGUGGCAAAAGGAGAAGACGAUCAGCUAUCGCACUCCACCACUGAAUAUGUCGCUGCACUUGCCACCAGUUCAGCUGUUCAACAACAGCGUGUGUCCACCACCUGUGUUGCCACUCUAUGGUCAACAGAAUCAUUCUAUGAUGCAUCAUCCUACUUCAGUGACGCCCGUCUCACCGAAUCACUCGCACGGCAGCUUCAAUCCGCUGCUCUGUACCAAUAGCAAUAAUAAUAAUGCUGGGGGCAUUAUCAACUCACCGUUUCUCGUGCGACCGGCGACAGCGACGCCGCCAACGCCCAAGCCCAUUUCCAUUGCAGCCAAUGGCAGCUGCCUGAUGGGGCGCGAGGCUAGCGGAUCGGUUAGUCCAGGUAUACCGCCAACGCUGGACAUGAGCAACAUUACCAUUUCGCUGCAUGAGCUGUCCACGCUGGUCUAAACCCAGUGCCCACUUCACAAAAUACAAUUAAGAAAUAAGCCGUUAGCCGUUAAGUUGAAAUAUAUAUAUACAUAUGCACGUAUGUAUGUAGUUGUAGACGACAUCCACCGUAAAGUGUUUAGCUUUAAUGAUGUCCCACUUGC